This is a messenger RNA of Cynara cardunculus var. scolymus (artichoke), 2237 nucleotides long. RefSeq names its product putative kinase-like protein TMKL1. Bases 25 to 2049 code for a protein of 674 amino acids. Gene Ontology annotation, biological process: protein phosphorylation. The record is from RefSeq and is a predicted model, not a curated record. The transcript is spliced from 2 exons. Gene Ontology annotation, molecular function: protein binding; ATP binding; protein kinase activity. Lineage: Eukaryota; Viridiplantae; Streptophyta; Magnoliopsida; Asterales; Asteraceae.
CUCUCUCUCUCCGAAGCUCCAUCCAUGGCGGUUUCACCUUUUUCAACCAUUUUGCUUUCCUUUUCUCUUACCUUCUUCUUCUUCUUCACCUUCACCAUUUCAGCACCAUCUUCUUCUUCAUCUUCUCCAGAUGUUGAUUUGUUACUCAGAAGAGUGAAACCUUCAAUCCAAGGAAGAACGGAGAAUUUGUUGUUGAAUUCAUGGAAUACAUCUGUUCCUCUCUGUCAAUGGCGAGGAUUGAAAUGGGUUUUCACAAAUGGAUCUCCAUUAACGUGUACGGAUAUAUCUUCUCCACAAUGGUCGAAUCUCUCUCUCUCUAAAGACCCAUCUCUUCAUCUUCUCUCUCUACAACUCCCGUCGGCAAAUCUCUCCGGCACACUCCCUCCGGAGAUUGGAGAACUCUCCACACUUCAGAGUCUAUAUCUUUCAGUUAACUCCAUCUCGGGUUCCAUCCCACUUGAACUCGGGUACAGCUCUUCAUUAUCGGAUAUUGAUCUCGGAUCCAAUUUGUUAUCCGGGUCGGUUCCUGCAUCCAUCUGGAACCUCUGUGAUCGAUUGAUAUCUCUUCGUCUUCAUGGUAAUUUGUUAUCCGGGUCAAUACCCGAACCCGCAUUACCAAAUGCCACCUGCAACACUUUACUAUAUCUCGAUAUGGGACAAAAUGAAUUUACAGGAAGUAUUCCAGAAUAUAUAUCUGGAUUUCGAGGGCUUCGACAGCUUGAUCUUAGUAGCAAUAAUUUUUCAGGUUUAAUUCCAGAUGAUUUAUCGAAAUUACCUUUAGAUAAACUGAAUCUCUCCUACAAUAAUCUCUCUGGUGUUUUGCCUAAUUUUGGUGAAUCAAAAUUCGGAUCGGAUUCGUUUGAAGGAAACCCUAGCUUAUGCGGUCCGCCAUUAAAGCUCUGUAAACAAGGCUCCAAAGGAGGUUUAAGCUCCGGCGCCGUUGCCGGACUCGUGAUCAGUUUGAUGACAGGCGUUGUCGUUUUUGCUUCACUAUUAAUUGGGUAUUCUCAAGGGAAACGAAAGAAGAACUUAGAUGAAGAAGAAGAAGAAUUCGAAGAUGGUGAAGAUGACGAAAAUGGCGGUGGCGAAGGAAAAUUGAUAUUGUUUCAAGGCGGCGAGCAUUUGACAUUAGAGGAUGUAUUGAACGCCACCGGUCAAGUUAUGGAGAAGACGAGUUAUGGAACGAUUUAUAAGGCGAAAUUGGCCGAUGGUGGUACGAUUGCUUUGCGGCUUUUGAGGGAAGGGAGUUGCAGAGACGGUGGUUGUUGUUUGCCGGCGAUCAGACAGUUGGGAAGAAUCCGGCAUGAAAAUUUGAUUCCGUUGAGAGCUUUUUAUCAAGGGAAAAGAGGGGAGAAGUUGUUGAUUUACGAUUAUCUUCCGAAUCGGACUCUUCACGAGCUCUUACACGAAUCGCGGCCCGGGAAACCGGUUUUGAACUGGUCAAGGCGGCACAAGAUUGCGUUGGGUAUAGCCAAAGGGCUAGCCCAUUUGCAUUCGAGCAUCGAGACACCCAUCACUCACGGCAAUGUGCGGUCAAGAAACGUGCUUGUUGAUGACUUUUUCGUGGCCCGGCUCACGGAUUUCGGGCUCUACAAGCUCAUGAUCCCGGCGGUAGCCGACGAGAUCAUUGCCGCCGCGAAAACCGGCGGCUACAAGGCACCAGAGCUUCAAAAGAUGAAGAACUGCAAUUCAAGAACUGAUGUGUAUGCCUUCGGGAUCCUACUUUUGGAGAUUUUGUUGGGAAAGAAGCCCGGAAAGAAUGGCGGCAGGGAGGGGUUCGUUGAUCUUCCGGCGGCAGUGAAGGUGGCAGUUCUAGAAGAAACGACAAUGGAGGUUUUCGAUGUGGAGGUUCUGAAAGGAAUCAGGAGUCCAAUGGAAGACGGUGUGGUUCAGGCCUUGAAGUUAGCCAUGGGGUGCUGUGCACCGGUGGCAUCGGUUCGACCAUCGAUGGAGGAAGUGGUGAAGCAGCUCGAGGAGAAUAGACCGAGAAACCGAUCGGCUUUGUAUAGCCCGGCUGAAACGAGAAGUGAAAUCGGAACGCCAUUUUGAUCGUUUUUCGGGUUCGAAUCAUGGAAACGGGGGGUUUUACGAACUGCAACGAUAAGAUUACAUACAAGACUUUUUUUUCUCCGUGUUUUGGUGCACCAGGGUUGUGUUUCGAUUUUAGAUAGUUUGUUGAGAUUUUGUAUUAGAUGUAUGUAUGCAUCAAGAAUGUAGAACUAUUAUUCCGCUAAAUG